UUAGGGGAAUCCCCUUGGAAAUUUCGACGAUUUUGGAAUAUUUUGUGUUCUUUCUUGCUCCGCGUAGGUUAUAAAGUAGAGUUGAUCCAGUUUUUAUACCAGGCGAGACAAGGAUAUCGAGCACUAUCAUGGCAAGUUCAACUCUCCGACAACAACAGACAUCGCAACGUUACAGAUAUGACUUCUGUGUGGUGUAUUACAACACGGAUCAAGUAAGGGGGAACCCAGAUUACGAGGACGGAAGUAAGAGCUUAAAGUUUGUUAAAACAUUAGUGAAACUCUUAGAAAAGAUCACAUGGCCUUAUGGUAAUAAUGCAAGAAAGCUCAGAGGCUACUAUGCAGAUCGUGAUUUGCUCCCUGGGCGGAUGAUCAUAAAUGAACAUUUUCAAGUCCUGGGGGAGUCCCGCUACACGAUCGUUGUUUUGAGUCCAGCCUUCAUUCGAGAUUGUUGGUCAGAAUACGUCGCCCAGUCUGCAUUCCGGGAGUUGAUCGAUACGUCACGCUUUGUGCCCCUUGCCGUCCAUGGCGUUCAACCCACCGAUAGCGGCAUCCCGAAACAGCUGAAUGUCGCAUCCAUAGUAUAUUUCCGCCAAGGAGAAAGCCCUGAAGAAGAUGAGAGCGCCUGGUCCAAGGUUAAGAAAACUGUGCUGUGUGAAAAUCCACGACAGAGAGACUUAGAUGAACAAGUAGGAGCUAGUGGGCCGAUAGUGCCAGACAGUGGAGGCUCUGCUUCAGUUUACAGCAACAUACCUAAUGAAGAGGUGGCAGGUGGGUGUGGCUACCAGCAAAGACCACGUGACAGUUCUGACUCCUCUCGCUUUGAUCCUGUUUCCAUGGGGGACACUGCCCCAUUACCUGGACACCAACGGGGCAAUAACUUCCGAAAUGGUCCAUCUACUCCAGACGUGGAAGACCAGGGUGAGGGGUACACAGACAGCUACCAGUCCGUACAUCCUAGCCCUACCCAUCAUGGCAACAACCUUGACCCUGCACCCAGUUUGUCUUACUCUGCUCGAUCACCUCUUAGUGUGAGAGAUGUGUCACUUCCCACGUUGGAUGUACCCCCUACCUACUCCUUGGGCGAUCUAGAAGAUGACCUUGCCAGUGCCCAGAUAAGUGCACAAUCUGACAAUCUGGGGAAUGAUGCUGACAAUCAAGGGCAAGUCCCAGGCAACGAUGUUUCAGAAGAUGAGCCAGUGCCAAUUGAUUGCGUUAGAGGAGAUCCAGGGGCACAGUUGGGAAGCAAUCAUCCACAAAACACACCCGAGGCUGCUGCUGAUAAUGAGAAUGCGCAGAAUGAACCUUCUUCGCCAGAACAGACGAUCCCACCAGGCCACAUUCCCAUGUCUUUGAACCUGCAGGCAGGCGAAGACAGCUCUGAAUUCAACACACGUGAGACCUCAGCACCAAGAGACAUGGGGCAACUGUUACGUGAAAUCCCACAAGCAGAACCCCAAUCAAACCCUGGAAGUAUUGACAUGACUGUAGUGAAGAGCCCGCCACCUGUUCCAGAAGAAUGGACUGCUAAGGCGGAGGAGGAUGGACAUCAGGGUGGGAGUGGAGAGCUGCCAGAGGGGGGCGGGGCUGAAGGAGAUGCAGUGCAGGGCAGUGUACAUGUCACCAUGCGAUGGAACCCAUUACAAGGAAUACGAAAUACUUUACGCUCAAUAAGUCAGUCCUUGAGUGAUAAUCUAGGGCUUUGAGAAAGCACCUGGUGGUAAAUUCCAGUUGUAACUGUUUUGUGAAAAAUGAACUUAAAUUGGGGAGAAUGUUCUGUGCCCAACGCUGACAUCUCUUACUCUCUUGACUGAUAUGAGACACCAGAUUGUUAACAGCUAUGUCAUGUAUAACAUGUUUGUGUGUGUGGAGAGAGAUCGAGAGACUCUCUUUUCUCUUUAUACUUACAUGAAUUUUCUGUAUAUAUAUACUUGUAUAAUUUUUUAUUCAACCAAGAAUAUAUAUAUAUAUAUAUAUAUAAGUCAAAACAAGUCAUAUAAUGAUUUGAAUGGUUAAUUAUUCUUCGUAGACAUUUUUGCCUCUUUCAGGCUGUUCAGGCAAUAAAACUCUUGAAGUGUUCUACGAGAAUUGAGGCAUGUUAUGUUCAAUGUAAAUGUUGUGGGAUUUUACCUAAUUUUGAAAAAGAAAUAAAAUCAACUGUUGUGUACAAUUGAAGGUUAAAGGUUAAUCAACGUUUGUUUGAUAAUA
Lingula anatina is the source of this 2205-nucleotide messenger RNA. RefSeq lists its product as uncharacterized. The record is from RefSeq and is a predicted model, not a curated record. NCBI's taxonomy places the organism in Eukaryota, Metazoa, Brachiopoda, Lingulata, Lingulida, Lingulidae. Gene Ontology annotation, biological process: signal transduction.